UAUUUGUUUUAUCUAUCAGGAACUGUAGAAGUAUUGAAAAUAAACCCAGAACUGUCAAUGUUUAGUAAUUUUCCACCAAAUGAUAUGCCAGCUUCACAUACACCAAAUGUUUUCCUCAGAAAUCGUCGAUAUCCCGAAAAAAGUUCUGAGACAGAUGCUGAUGAGGAAUUCGAAGGAGAUAUACCAACAGAUAUACCGACAAAAGAAUCGCGAAUUAUCACAAGCGCUGGCGACGAUCCGCGUUCUGUCACAUUAUUAAAAAGCUUGGCUUUAAAAUGCGAAUGUCGUUCCUGUAAUGAUAAAUACGCAUCUACUGUUCAUACUGAACAACAUACUGAGACUGAAUCUUGGAGUUCGCCCGGGAUAGAAAACGCAAAAAAAUGGAAAUCAAUGAGUCAUCGCAAAUUCGUCGAUACGAGUUCUGAAGAUUUGGAUUCGUCAGAUUAUAACGUUAUUAAUUAUAGCAAUGGAAAAACAAACAAGAAGACUAAUGGACCAAAUCUGGCGAAUCAUAUUACGAAACCAUCCCAGAUAAUUAAUCACACAAAAAUGAAAACUUAUCAAACGACUAAUUUCACAUUUUUCAAUGUAUUUUUCGAUAUUGUUUUCUGGCCCUUCGUUUUUCUUCGCGCAAAACAAUGAUAUCACUACGAGAUAUUGUAUUACAAAUUCAUAUUACAUAUUAUUACAUGACUUGUUAAUACUUUGACUCACCAUAAGCAAUAUUUUUUCACAAUAAUAACAAAAAACUUAAAAUAGUGAAACAAAAGAUUUGUAGAAUAAGAUCUACAAACUAAUUUAUAGAAAAACAACCGGUGUGAAGUUAGCGCCCAACUUUAUAAGAAAUAAAAAUGCUUAAUACAUUGUAUUUCGAUUGUAUCUCGUUUGUACCCGUUUGUACCACUUUUCUUUUCGUUUGUACCUCAAGGAGUAAAGAAAUAUUAAGGCACAAACGAAAUUUAAAAAUCUGUUAGUUUGGCGCUGGCCACUUUUUUAACCUCUUAUAACAUUUUACACCUUGAGGUACAAACAAAAAGAAAAGUGAUAAAAACAGGUACAAACAAAGUACAAUCAAUAAGUAUUAAGCAUUUUUGUUUUUUAUAAAGUUGGGCGCUAACUUUUCACCGGUAAAAACAUAUGCUUAAUUUAAAUUAUUUAUAAAACAGGUCAAAAAUAUAUUAUUAAAGAUUUAUUAUUACAUAAGACAUUUAUUGUUAAUGUCUUUUUAUUUAUUAGUAAGAUAAAAAUCUUGAAAAUAAUGAAAAAUGUAAGUAAAUUGUGUAGACAAGUCAUAUAAUAAUUGAUUCUUGUGCCAAAUUCUAUUAUUUCACUUACCAGCAGUAGUAGCAGUCGACAUAUUGCCCCACGUCAUCUGGAAAAAAAAAAUAUAUAUAUAUAUAUUAUAUAUAGACUCACUUGUCAUGAACUUUCUAUAUUUCUCUAUGAAAUAUCUGUUAUAUUAAUUUUCCAUGUUUUAUAUAUCACAGAAAUUUUUUUGCGAUUAUAAUUGAAAAAUAAAUAUAAUGCAUACAUACACGUAUAUACUUUAUAACAUAUGUAUGUAAUAACAUUUUAACAAAUUAUCAAAUGAUAAUAUCUAACAAGAUGCUUCACUCAUACAAUAUUUUAAUAGUAUAUUCUGGAGAUAAAAUAGAGUAUCCUAACAUAAAAAUGUCAAAGCUACAAUAGUUUUUUAAUUAUAAUUAAUCAAAUAAAGUUAUAAUGUCCCAUAAAAUAUAUAUGCUCAGACUCUAUUUCUAGCAACAUGGAUAUAAGGCUUAAAUCAUGUUCAAAACAUUAAAAACAUGUUUUAAACAAAAAAUGAUCUUUCAUUCUUCAAAAAACAUUUUUAUGUGUCUUUCAGUUAAAUAGUCUGAUUGAAAAUGGGUUUAAUUGCUACCAGUAAAAAUAAUGCAGUUAACAGAAGUAAAAAUUACUGGCAUUGUGUUUUGUUUCUUCCACCAGUCAAACCAAUAGAUAAUCCCAAAUA
This is a messenger RNA of Solenopsis invicta (red fire ant), 1990 nucleotides long. RefSeq lists its product as uncharacterized. The transcript has 2 exons. The record is from RefSeq and is a predicted model, not a curated record. Bases 58 to 642 code for a protein of 194 amino acids. NCBI's taxonomy places the organism in Eukaryota, Metazoa, Arthropoda, Insecta, Hymenoptera, Formicidae.